CUCCCUCUCUUCUUCCCAGCUCAAUCUAUAAAUAUAAGCUCGUUUCUGGAAUUCCAACCACACCUAAUUACACUCGAAGCUAAUGGCGUCGUUGAGGCUCUGCACAACCUUGCUGCUCUUCUCUCUUCUCUUAAUCCACCAAGCUGAAUCUGAUUAUAUGUUGAUUCAGUUGAACACAGCUGACACACCAGCGCCCUCGCCUCCACCACCUAUAGAUUGCAAUGGAGCUUGUGAUGCUCGGUGCCAACUAUCGUCGCGGCCACACCUGUGCAAGAGGGCAUGCGGGACUUGUUGCGCCCGCUGCGACUGCGUGCCACCGGGAACUUCAGGCAACUAUGACGCCUGCCCUUGCUAUGCCAACAUGACUACCCAUGGAGGCAGGCAUAAAUGCCCCUAGAAGGGUUUCAUCAUCGACUUCGCUUCACCUGCGAAAAAUGUUUCUAUUUUGGUAGUGUAUUGCCAAGUAUGUGCAGUCUUGCCUGACGUAUCUCAGUAAUAAAGACUUCUGUCAUGUCCAA
Molecule: messenger RNA, 518 nt
Organism: Syzygium oleosum
Lineage: Eukaryota; Viridiplantae; Streptophyta; Magnoliopsida; Myrtales; Myrtaceae
Product: gibberellin-regulated protein 11-like
Exons: 3
Coding region: 83-397 (104 amino acids)
Source: RefSeq, a predicted model, not a curated record